This is a messenger RNA of Quercus robur (English oak), 2643 nucleotides long. Its product is annotated as H/ACA ribonucleoprotein complex non-core subunit NAF1. Gene Ontology annotation, cellular component: sno(s)RNA-containing ribonucleoprotein complex. Gene Ontology annotation, biological process: ribosome biogenesis; pseudouridine synthesis; box H/ACA snoRNP assembly. Gene Ontology annotation, molecular function: RNA binding. The record is from RefSeq and is a predicted model, not a curated record. The transcript is spliced from 4 exons. Bases 313 to 2457 code for a protein of 714 amino acids. NCBI's taxonomy places the organism in Eukaryota, Viridiplantae, Streptophyta, Magnoliopsida, Fagales, Fagaceae.
CACUUUCCCCUUAGUAGCCGUAACUCCCUCCCCGUUUUAGUUUUGCCGUUACUUUGAUCUCUCUCUCUCUCUCUGGGUUUUACGCUACGUCUCUGAAAGUCUGAACCCCCGAAGAGAAAAUUGGACCACGCCGCCACAACUACAUUCUCAGCUCUCUGCCAUUCGAUUUCUUCGGGUAGCUAAAACUGAAACUAGCCUUUUUGUCCUGGAGUUUCAGCUCUAUGCCUUGCUCCCUUUCCGACCCUCUGCUCUUACUUUCCUAUUCAGAAUUGAGAAAGGUUGCAUCUACGGUCUUGGUUUGCCUAAGUCUAGAUGGUUGGGUUUAUCUCUGAACCCACUACUGAAAACCUCGACCCAGUUCAAAAGCUCAAGAAUUCAAACCACCCACUUGAUCCUUCAGAUCAAAAAGCCACUGAUUUCUCCUUCUCUGAUUCAUUCCCUGAUUUUGAUUCCAUUAAGGAUUGGUUUGAGGAUAUACCUGUACCUGGUAUGGCUGAUAUAGGUCUGUUUGAGUUUGGGGCUUCUGAGAAACCCAUUGAGCCAAGGGCUGAUGGGUCUAAUUCUGGAGUGAAAGUGAAGGUGGAGGAGAUGGAGACUGAAAAUUUUGGUGAUGGGUCUGAGCCAAAAGUUGCUGAGGUGAAGGUGAAGGUGGAGGAGUGGGAAAAGUUGGGGAAAUUUAGUAAAUGCAUUGAGGAAGAGAUGGGGAGGGUUAGUUUGGAUGUUGAGCCUGGGAAUUUGGGUCUUGAUGGUGGUGGUGGAAGUGGGGUGAAGAGUGAGGUGGUAAGUGAUGGGAAUGAGAGUGGAAGUUUGGUUUCAAGUAGUGAAAGUUCGGAGUCUGAGAGUGAUUCGUCUUCGUCGGAGGAGGGGGCUUCGAGUAGCGAUAGUAGUGAUGAUGAGGAGGAAAAGGAGGGGGGUCUAAAGGAAGUGAAGGUGGAGGCGGCGACUUCGAGUAGUGAUAGUAGUGAUGAUGAGGAGGAGGAAGAGGAGGGUCUAAAGGAAGUGAAGGUGGAGGCGAUGGAUGGUGCUGAUGAGGCCGGUGAAGUUGAAGAAGGUGAGAUAAGGGAUGCUGAUGGGCAGGAGAUAGUUGGUGGGACUGAAGAUGAUGAUGACAAGGAGGUGAAAGAGGAGGAGGAGGAGGAAAUUGAUGAAGAUGAUGGAAAGCUGAUGGCUAGUUUUAGCGAUUUUGAAGAGGAUGAAGAUGAUGAAGGUGCUGCUCCAAAGGGACCCAUUAGAUCAAAGCAUGAGCUUGAGGUCCUUCCUCCUGUUCCUCCGGUGAAUGAGACCCUGCAGCCACAUCAUCAGAUGCUUCCUGUGGGAGUUGUCUUAUCGAUUCUUGGUGCCCAAGUCAUUGUCGAGGGAGUUGAGAAGCACAACCCUAUUAGUGAGGGUUCAAUCCUCUGGGUAACUGAAAGCAGAUCUCCAUUGGGGUUUGUGGAUGAAAUAUUUGGACCUGUCAAAAAUCCAUACUAUAAGAUAAGAUACAAUUCAGAAAGUGAAGUCCCAUCUGGGAUCCAUGAGGGCUCUUUGAUCUCUUUUGUUCCAGAGUUUGCGAAUCAUGUGCUCAAUGACAAGAGUCUUUACCAGAAAGGGUAUGAUGCAUCUGGUGCAAAUGACGAGGAGAUGUCAGAUGAGGCAGAGUUUUCAGAUGAUGAAAAAGAGGCUGAGUACAAAAGAAUGCAAAAAAUGACAAAGAGGGGCACACAAGACGAGAAUUUUGGAAACAAGAAAAACAAUAGAAGGAAGGUCAGAAAUAAGGAUGGGCCCUGGAAAAAUACUCAACCUUCACCCCAGAAACCCCAGAACCUACCAUCUAAUCAAAGUCAGCAUAAUUUCUCACCAUCUGCAGCCUUUUUUGAUCAUGGUUCGUCCUCAUCUUCCAUAGGACAGGGUUUUGUUAUUGGCAAUGGUUUUAUUCCACCAUUUCCACCAACAGCGCAGACCAUUGGUUUUAACACACCUUCAAAUGGAGUUUGGGCAAAUGGGAUGGCAUAUCAGCCACCACAGGGUGCAGUCUUUCCUAAUGGAUUUCCAGGUAAUGGUGUGCCUUGGUUCUCUCAGAAUCCUCAUCAACAUCCGUGUCAAAUGCCUAUGCCAAACAGAAUGCCGUUUCAACAGCAUUUUGAUCCUAGUCAGACACAUCCUACUGCUAAUUUACCAGGAGUUGGACCCACAUAUGCACAAGGGCUCAUGGUUCAAAAUGACUUCAAUCAAAGGGCAUUUGGGAUGGGUUUACAGGGCCAACUUACUCACCCAUCAAUGAAUGUGGGAGAACCAGGAAUUUCGUCCAAUGGGUUACAAGUCCAACAAAACUCUAUGCAGCAAUCUGUUUUUGCUCCUGGUAAUGUUGAAGCUGCCCAACAAUUUAAUGCGGGUGCAUCUUCUGGUCGUGGAAGGAAACCAUAUCGUCGAGGGGGUGGUCGUUUUGCAGGUGGGAGAGCUCGGCAGCAAUCCAAGUGAUGGCUUUUGUGUGCCCCGAUGCAUUAAAACUUGUGGAAUUUGACUUAUAAUAGGCUAUGGCCAAUGCAAUUUUGGAAUCGCUUUGUUCAUAUCUGUUUAAUAUAUGCAAAUGAGUGUUCAAAAAACAAUUCCCUUGCAGAUUCUUAUGUUGGUAUUGUAACAGAGGCAGCCUAGUUUUGUUUUUUA